This is a messenger RNA of Schistocerca cancellata (South American locust), 1500 nucleotides long. RefSeq names its product proton-coupled amino acid transporter-like protein CG1139. The transcript has 9 exons. Lineage: Eukaryota; Metazoa; Arthropoda; Insecta; Orthoptera; Acrididae. The record is from RefSeq and is a predicted model, not a curated record. Gene Ontology annotation, molecular function: amino acid transmembrane transporter activity. The coding region runs from base 1 to 1500 and encodes 499 amino acids. Gene Ontology annotation, cellular component: vacuolar membrane. Gene Ontology annotation, biological process: amino acid transmembrane transport.
AUGAGCCAGGAUAAGCCACCCCCUUCAGACCUGCCAUCGCACGAGAAUGACAGCGAGGUGCCGGGGUUCGCAACGGCCAAUGACAGGGGGAAGCGCUCCGUCGUCAGUUUCACCGGUGGCGACCGGGACGCCCUCGAUGACAUCGGUGCAGAAGCGACGCCGGAGUCCGAUAAACCUCCCCCGUAUAGCAGCAUCAGGCACAAGGUCAGUGCCUAUUCCAUCGAGUAUGACCCACACUUAAGACGUGACAUCGACCAGCCUAUCUCAUACUUGGCGGCACUGGUGCACGUGUUCAAAGGCAGCUUAGGCACGGGCAUCAUGGCGGUGCCGAACGCUUUCAUGCACUCUGGCUACGUCACCGGUGUGAUCGGGACGCUGUUCGUGGGCGUGCUGUGCACCUACUGCAUGCACAUGCUGGUGAAGGCGCAGUACGAGCUGAGCAGGCGGCGCCGCGAGCCCAACCUCACCUACCAGGAGACGGCCGUGGCGGCCUUGGAGGACGGGCCGCGCUGCCUGCGCCCUGUGGCGCCUUACGCCGGGCAUGUUGUGAACGGCUUCAUGUUAGUGCUACAACUGGGAAGCUGCUGUGUGUACGUGGUGUUCAUCAGCACCAACAUAAAGGACGUUGUGGACGUGUACUACAGUGGGCUGGACCUGAGGAUCUACAUGUUGAUUUUGUUGCUGCCACUCAUACUGAUAAACAUGGUGCGCAACCUGAAGCUCCUGGCUCCAUUCACAACGCUGGCCAGCCUCCUGACGGUAGCAGGAUUCGGUAUCACCUUCUAUUACCUGGUGAUCGGCUCGCCUACUCUCGACGACAAACAGCCAUUUGGAACGUUCGAAGAAUUUCCUCUCUUCAUCGGAACGGUUCUCUUCUCACUAGAGGCGAUUGGAGUUAUUCUGCCGCUAGAGAACAGCAUGAAAUCACCAAAGAAAUUCCGUGGAACGUUUGGAGUGCUUAACGUUGCCAUGGUUCUCGUCGUCACUCUGUUUAUUGUAACCGGUUUCCUUGGUUACAUGCAGUAUGGGGAUUGUGCAGAAGGAAGCAUAACGCUUAGCCUGCCCAAGGAGGAAAAACUUGCACAGUCUGUUAAAAUAAUGUUGGCUAUUGCAAUUUUCAUAACACAUAGUCUCCAGAACUAUGUGAAUAUUGAGAUCGUGUGGAAUGGUUACCUACUUGAAAAGUUUGAGAAACAUCCAUAUAAAAUGGUUUUUGAAUAUCUCACUCGUAUUUUUCUUGUCACUGUUUCGUUUGCUUUGGCAGUGGCAGUUCCAAAUUUGGAGCUAUUUAUAUCUCUGUUUGGUGCACUCUGCCUGUCAGCUACUGGUAUUGCUUUCCCAGCCAUAAUAUAUUGCUUUAGCAUCUGGAACAAAGAAACAACUCAAUUCAAGUUUGUCUUGUUGAUAAUGAAAACUGGUUUUAUAGUCUUGUUUGCUGUGCUGGGACUUGCUUUAGGAACUUACACAUCACUUUUAAACAUUGUCAUUGAAUUCAGUUGA